This is a messenger RNA of Calidris pugnax (ruff), 3330 nucleotides long. RefSeq names its product PIN2/TERF1 interacting, telomerase inhibitor 1 (gene PINX1). Gene Ontology annotation, cellular component: nucleolus. Gene Ontology annotation, biological process: regulation of ribosome biogenesis. The coding region runs from base 29 to 1105 and encodes 358 amino acids. Lineage: Eukaryota; Metazoa; Chordata; Aves; Charadriiformes; Scolopacidae. The record is from RefSeq and is a predicted model, not a curated record. The transcript has 7 exons. Gene Ontology annotation, molecular function: nucleic acid binding; telomerase inhibitor activity.
GCCGAAGGAGGAAGGACCCCCCUCCAAGAUGGCGAUGCUGGCGGAGCCCCGUAGAAGGCAGAAGUGGUCUGUGGAUCCACGAAAUAGCGCUUGGAGUAAAGAUGAGUCUAAAUUUGGCCAGAAGAUGCUGGAAAAGAUGGGCUGGUCCAAAGGAAAGGGUCUUGGGGCUCAGGAACAAGGAAAUACAGAACAUAUCAAGGUUCAGGUGAAAAACAACACGCUGGGCUUGGGAGCAGCCAUCAAUCAUGAGGACAACUGGAUUGCUCAUCAGGAUGACUUCAACCAGCUCCUGGCUGAACUGAAUGAUUGCCACGGACAGGGUGAAACAGAGUCCUCAGUGAAUAAUCGGAAGAAGACAUUCAGUCUCGAGGAAAAAUCCAAAUCUUCCAAGAAACGUGUCCAUUAUAUGAAGUUUGCAAAAGGUAAGGAUCUCUCUUCGCGCAGUGAAGAUGAUCUGUCCUGCAUAUUUGGGAAGCGACAGAAGAGUAUGAAGACACAGGAGGAUCUGACCAGUCCUGAGUCUCAGGAGGAGAAACAGGGGAACAACUGGCUCUCUGAGCCCAGGGAUGGGUACAACACAGUGAAGAGUGUCCUCACCGUACAGGAAUAUUUUGCCAAACGCAUGGCAAAACUAAAGGGCUCCCAGAAUGAAACAGAAACAAAGGGGGACAAUUCCCACCUGGCAACUGAGGAGGCUCUGGAGCCUUCGGAAGAACUGAAAACCAAAGUCAAAAAGAAAAAGAAGAAGCAGAAGAGAGAUGAGGCAGAGAGCGCAGAGCGUUGCGAGGAACCAAAAGUCAAACAGUCUAAGGUAGGAAGCUUGAAUGGGAAGGAACUGGAUGCUCCGUUAAAGGAGUGUCACCUGGGGAAAAAGAAAAGGAAACAUAAAGAGCAGCACGAAGAGGGAAGCAUUGGCUGUGAUGAAAAUAUGGGCAAUGGAGAAAUUUAUACCGGAGUAUCUGAUGGAGAAGAUCUCAGCGUAGAGGACUCUGAGGCCAAGCAAAAGAAACGCCAUAAGAAGAAACACAAAAGGCAAAAAGAAGAGACAGAUGAGUGUGUGGAAGGAGAGCAGAGAAAGAAAAAGAAGCACCGCAAGCACUUUUAACCAUUUAAGAGUCAAGCUGGGACUCUGGGGUGAUUUGAACCCGUGCCAGAGGGCUAGAGGAGAAGUCUGUGUAAGGACACCAGCCAGACUGUCAUGCAGUCUUGAGGACAUUGCUCUACCUCCAACUGAAACCAGUGUUUAAAUACAGCUUUUUUUCAAGGCAGGACACGCUGACAGGCCAACAUGAGUUUCAGGGCCACGUUAAAAAGGUGUGGGACCAAGGCUGGCAUGACUGCAAAGCAGGACUUGAUAAAUUUAUUUUUUUUUCUGAAUCUAGGGGGAAACAAUAAUUGCCCUGCUGCUGCCUUUAAUGAUAAAGCCACUCUUGUUCUCACUUGUGACAGCCCAGCUCUGCUUCUGGAAACUGGAGAGGGGUUUAGUAUGUAUUUUUUUCACCGAUUUUUGCAAAGUCCUGUCUUAAUUUUUUUCACUGAUCUCCUUUUACAUCUAAACCAAAUGUUGUUUCUUCCCCAAAUCCUUACUCAAAUGAAAGGUUUAUGCCUGAGUGUCCGUACUAAUGAACGAAAUAAAAAUACCUCCCUUGGUUUCCUUUCUCAGUUGUUAACUAUCAUCAAGCAGUUGUAACUUUGCAACAAAGCUCAAGCAGCUGUGCCUUUAUUAAACCUUCGUUUCGGUUACCUUCAGUGGUGCAUCUGGAAAUCAAAAAGUUGUCUUGGACGGAGCAAAGUUUUCUGUGAAACGAAGAGAAGGAACAGAUUUUAAAAGCGUGGCUGGUCGGGUGCGUUCGUCUUGCCAUUUAUACAUUGAAAUUCUGUGAUUUAGAUUUAUAACCAAAUUAGAGCUUUGUUUCUGUUCGUAAGCCUGGAAAUAAGUAAUGCUGGAUCUCGGCAGCUUAAACACAGGGGAUGGAUUUUGGCAUCUGAAUCUCCCUCCGCUGAGUGCUGUCAGCAGGGAUGGGUGAGCUUGGAAGUGGGGGAACGGGAAGAAGCCCAUCACCAUCCUGGAGCCUGGUUCUGACACUGCUUUGGCCACGGCAAAUUGCCAGCCCAGCCCUGAAAUCCAGCCAGUUUGCAUGGAAUAAUCCAGAGGAGCUGACCAGAAUUCAAACCCCUUAGCUGUUGGUUUGACUUUGGGCCUGGGCUGUGUCUCAUCAGUGUAAAUCUAAAACAUCCCCCUUGCCCUGUUCCGUUGAAUAAAAUAGGGACUUUUUUUUUUUUUUUAAUUGUCUCAGCUCAGUUGAGUUGCUUAACGGGGUUUGAAAAACAUUGUCAAGAUGCAGAUGUGAAUAUGAAAAAAUUUCCUCGAGCUGCCUUUAUUGUCCGGUGGGAGAAGCUGAGUCUGAAGCACGCAGUCCCCGUGGCUGAAGAUGUUUUAGCUGCAGCUGAAAUCUUCCUUCUUGGGUUUUUUUUCUUUUUUUUUGAGAUAUCUUGGUUUACAGCACACCUUUCUUGCCCUCAGGACACGCUCAUUCAUUGCAGUGCAAUUACUGGCAUUUUCUUUAUUGUGAGGGAGAAGGGGAUGCCUUUCUCUGUGUUUCAGGCUGGGGUGAAACUUUUUCAACCUUGCAGGAUUUGCUUUUCAGCGCUGCACAAAUAUUGGCCCUGAUGGGGCUGCUGUGGUUGGGCUUCUUCCCUGCCUUCCCUCAACGAAACUGCCGCUUAAUGCCAUGAGGUUGCCGGAGAGUUUCGAGUAAACUCCAUGCUCGGGGUGAAAAAAGUUCUAUUCUUGAUGGAAAAAAAACAGCAAAAUCAUUGAUUUAUGUUAUAUUGAAGCAUCCUGAGUUUUGUGGGCGCCUCUCAAAACAGCCUUUCGAAUUUCACCCCGAGUUUGAAUUUUUGUUUGUUAGCAGAAGCUAAAAGCUUGACGUUUUCCAGUGGUUUUUAUUAUUUUAGAUUUUUUUUUUUAAGUCUUGAGCAGCUAAACUUAAGGCCAGGCUGGAUGGGGUCUUGAGCAACCUGCUCUAGUGGGAGGUGUCCCUGCCCAGGGCAGGGGGGUUGGAACUGGAUGAUCUUUGAGGUCCCUUCCAACCCAAACCAUUCUAUGAUUCAUUCUAUGAUUUGUUUUAAACUUUACAGCCUCUCUGGGAUUUCAGUUUGAAAAGGUGCUAGUCAAGGAACGGAGUUUCUUUCUCCAAAUACCACUGGGCUUGUUUGUUUGUUCUCUGUAUUAAUCUUGCAGGAGUUUCUGUGUGCUAAAUUCUUCUGAGCGUUUGGCCGGAUUCCAGCCUUGGUUACGGAAAGAAUAAAACCAAGAGUAAAUCUUUA